UGCUUCCGAAGGCUCCGCACCGCUGGCAAGGGAUCGCCGUCCUUCAAAAUGAUGUCGUCGGUUGUGGCGAACACUACUUCCAAAUGCCUCAGCUUAGGAGUCAUGACGUGGCUGCCGUACAUAGUGGCCGAGACUCGAGACCCAACUAAACCCAGAAUCACUGGAACGAUGCUGCAGGUCCUGGACAUCUUUGUGGAGCGUCUGGGUUUCUGUUACAACUUGGUGGCCCCGCGAGAGAUCAACGUUGGAGGGAAAUUACCCAACGGAACUUGGACAGGACUCAUCGGGAUGGUCAUAAAGAAGAAAAUAGACUUCACAGGACAAGCCCUUGGCGUCACCGCCGAGAGAGCCGAGGCGGUCGACAUGAGUGAGUUCCUGUACAUAGAUGAAUGGUCAGCUGUGUACAAGAGGCCGGGGAUUCAGCCGGAUAUUGCAGGCUUUGUGAAACCCUUCACGCUGAAGUCGUGGGUGGGAGUCCUUCUCUCGUCGAUUGUGGUUCUGCUGACGGCGGUCUUCAUCAGGCUGGUCAGCGAAAGGAUCAUCUACCACGGAGGGUCUGACUCUUCCGAUCGUGGCGAUGUCGACGACGAUGAAGGCGGUCGAACUGCUUCAGCCGUGAACGCCCGGGGGAGGAACGGCGGGAGGGAGAAUUUCUCAGCUAUUCUCUAUGAUGCCGUCAACUGGACGGUCUCGUCUCUGCUCGGACAAACAUUACCAAAGAUAUCACCUGGCGAAGCUGUUCGAAUCUUCAGCGGGCUUUGGCUGCUGGCGUCCAUGAUAUUGUCUACAGUCUACCGUUCCAACCUGAAGGCGAUGCUCAUCUUGCCCAAGGUCUAUCUCCCGUUCAACAACAUCGAGGAGUUGGUCAGCUCCCGCCUCCCCGUCUGGACGCCCGUGGACGGCAAGCUGCAGAUCACGGCUUUGAAUUCCCCCGGUAACACUACCAUGGGUCGCCUGGCCAAGCAGUUCGUGUACCCUGAGCCCCCGAAAGGACUGAACUGGCUGCAGAGGUCAAUGAGGGCCAUGAAUCUAGGGGAAAUGGUCGUCACGUCUCCUCUGUCAGUAGUAGAACAAACAUUCCACUACAUAUUUUCACUGCACGGUCGGUGCCUGAGCUAUGCCAUGGCUGAGAGAUAUUUCAAGACAUCGAUUCUUUGCCUCUUCUUGCCAAAGGGAUCACCGUGGACAGACAGACUAAACCCUAUAAUUGUGAGCCUUCGUGAAGCGGGAAUCCUCGACUACAUUUACAGACGAGAACUUCGCAAUGCGACCGAAUGCCUCAAACCGCCGGGAUCAAACGUUGAUUCUGAACUGCGUCCUUUGGAUCUCGAUGACUUCUAUGGAGUCUUUCUGGUAUAUGCUGGAGGUAUCUUGGCUGUUUUUGUUUCUUUCCUGGCUGAGCUAAUUGUGGGAUUCAAGCAAGGAAAGCAAACAACUUUCUCACCAAGUUUCUGCCGAAUUCGAGGCGGGAGCAGAACGACUGACCAAAAGAAAUGAACACUUUCUCCUGUUAAUAUAUCCACUGCUGGCAAAUCGAAGAGACGGGGCUGAAGAUGUCAUGAAUGCUCGGGCUUUUUUCCUUCACUUGACAUUCU
Molecule: messenger RNA, 1595 nt
Organism: Macrobrachium nipponense
Lineage: Eukaryota; Metazoa; Arthropoda; Malacostraca; Decapoda; Palaemonidae
Product: glutamate receptor ionotropic, kainate 1-like
Exons: 11
Coding region: 49-1497 (482 amino acids)
Cellular component (GO): membrane
Molecular function (GO): ligand-gated monoatomic ion channel activity
Source: RefSeq, a predicted model, not a curated record